Erythranthe guttata (spotted monkey flower) is the source of this 1102-nucleotide messenger RNA. RefSeq names its product E3 ubiquitin-protein ligase AIRP2. Lineage: Eukaryota; Viridiplantae; Streptophyta; Magnoliopsida; Lamiales; Phrymaceae. The record is from RefSeq and is a predicted model, not a curated record. Gene Ontology annotation, molecular function: ubiquitin protein ligase activity. Gene Ontology annotation, biological process: protein ubiquitination.
UUCAGCAUCAAGCAAACUCUCUCUCUCCUAAUCUGCAAUCUUCUCUCUUCUCCCUCUUUAUAUAAUUUUCAAUUUUCUUUUAAUUUUUUAUUUGUUUAAAGUGUGAACAACUUUAAUUCAGACAAAGGGGGUUUUGAAGAUCAAAUGUUGCAGAGACAGGUGAGAAGAUCUUCAUUGAGAGAAUCAAUCAAAGCCCUUGAAGCUGAUGUUCAUCAUGCCAACAAUUUGGUAGCUGCCCUGCCCAGAGAAAUAGGUGGUGGUGAUUCCAUUCAAAUGAAACUAUCUUUCGGCCCGUUUACUCCGUUCCUUCUUUUCAUCUGUGAAUGGGUUGACUUUUCCUGUUUCGAAGCCUUCCUCGGUUUUUUAGGCCUUUUUCACAUCCUAAUAUACAGGGUAUACGUUGAUGGAAUGCCGAUAGUAAGCCAAGAAGAAAGGAAAGCCUCUCUUCGAGAAUUCUACGCUGUCAUAUAUCCUAUGUUGAAGCAACUCGAAGGGAAUCUUGCGGGGUUAAUGGAGGACAACCUUAAAAGAAACCAAGAAUCCGAGGUUGAGAAGAACAAGAAUCUUUGUGCGGAUUACGAAAGAGACGACGAAUGCGGUAUAUGUAUGGAGAUGGAUUGCAAGGUUGUAUUGCCUAUUUGUGGACACUCAAUGUGCAUCAGCUGCUUCAAUAACUGGUAUGUUCGAUCACAAUCGUGCCCUUUUUGUCGAGGGAGCUUAAAGAGAGUGGCGUCGGGAGAUUUGUGGGUACUGACGGGCGAAUCGGAUGUGGUGGACCCCACGACUCUUGCUAAAGAGAAUCUACGAAGAUUCUACUUAUAUAUCGAUAAGUUGCCGGUUUUAGUAUCGGAAGAGAACUUGCUCAUGUACAAUUAUAUGAUGUGAGUUUUUUUUUACUAAAUUAAUGAUCACCACAGAGUGGGUGGUGUUGUAAAUAUUUCCAUCAUAUAUUAUACAAGAAAAAAGUGUAAAUUUGUUACCAAAAUUAGAGGCUAAUCAACCAAGAAAGUGUAUAUAAAAAGGAGGUUUGUAAAUGUAUUAUUAUUUAUUUAUUUUAUUCUUAUUUUAUGUAUAUAAAAGUUUACUUUGAAGUAUUUAAUAU